CUCCCAUGGCGACUUAUACUUAUUCGCCAGAAGGCACUGGUUGGCAAGCUUCCAGGAGAACAUGAAGUUUACAAAAUUACAAAGAUUGCAGUAAUACCACUGUCUGAAGCUGAACCUCAGGACUUGGAGCUUGAGCUCUGCAAGAAGCACCAUUUUGGAAUAAACAAACCUGAGAAGAUAACACAGUCUCCUGAUGAGUCCAAAUCACUACUGAAGACAUUUAACCAAAUAAAAUCAAAUGUGGCUGUUCCUGUCAAGAAAAAGGUUAAAGAAAACAAAGAAAAGGAAAGACUAGAAAGGAGAUUGCUGGAGGAGCUUUUGAAAAUGUUUAUGGACUAUGAUUCCUUUUACUAUAGCCUGACUUACGAUCUUACAAAUUCAGUACAGAGGCAGAGUGAUCAAGAGAAGACUAAUCUACCAACCUGGCAAAAGGUAGAUGACAGAUUCUUUUGGAACAGGCACAUGAUUGAAGACCUCAUUCUUUUAAAUGACAGAAGAGCGGACUUCUGGAUCAUUCCAGUUAUUCAGGGAUUUGUACAGAUUGAAGAACUUGUAGUUAAUUAUAAUGAGUCUUCAGAUGAUGAAAAAAGCAGCCCAGAAACCCCACCUCAGGAACAAAUCUGUGUAGAUGAUAUCCAUCCACGGUUUCUGGUUGCUCUUAUUUCACGAAGAAGCAGACACAGAGCAGGGAUGCGAUACAAAAGACGAGGUGUUGACAAGAACGGAAAUGUGGCAAAUUAUGUGGAGACAGAACAGUUGAUCCAUGUCCAUAACCACACCCUUUCUGUUGUUCAGACAAGAGGUUCUGUACCAGUUUUCUGGAGCCAAGUUGGUUACCGCUAUAACCCACGACCUCGGCUAGACAAGUCUGAGAAAGAAACUAUUCCAUAUUUUGCAGCACAUUUUGAAGAACAGUUGAAAAUUUAUAAAAAACAGGUGGUUGUAAAUCUGGUGGACCAAGCAGGAAGGGAGAAGAUCAUUGGAGAUGCAUUUCUUAAGCAAGUUCUUCUGUAUAACAACCCAAAUCUCACCUAUGUGUCUUUUGACUUCCAUGAACACUGCAGAGGAAUGAAGUUUGAAAAUGUUCUUACCCUCACGGAUGUUAUACACGACAUCAUCACUGAUACGAAAUGGUGUUGGGUUGAUCAAGCUGGGGUAAUCUGCAGACAAGAAGGCAUCUUUCGAGUCAAUUGCAUGGAUUGUCUAGAUCGAACCAAUGUAGUUCAAGCUGCCAUUGCAAGAGUGGUUAUGGAGCAGCAGUUGAAAAAACUAGGUGUGAUGCCUCCUGAACAGCUCUUGCCAAUGAAAUGUUACAGAAUCUACCAGAUUAUGUGGGCGAACAAUGGAGAUGCCAUCAGCCGUCAGUAUGCAGGAACUGCAGCUUUAAAGGGAGACUUUACAAGAACAGGUGAAAGAAAACUGGCUGGUUUAAUGAAAGAUGGUGUCAACUCGGCUAAUAGGUACUACUUGAAUCGCUUCAGGGAUGCUUACAGACAAGCAGUCAUAGAUCUAAUGCAGGGCAUCCCUGUUACUGAAGAUCUUUACUCCAUUUUCACUAAAGAGAAAGAGCAUGAAGCUUUACACAAGGAGAACCAUAGGAGUCAGCAGGAACAAAUCGGUCAGCUGAUACGGAAUUACAUGAAGCUGUUGUUACCUGAAGAUGAGAAAUUUCAUGGUGGUUGGGCACUUACUGACUGUGAUCCGAGCCUUAUUGAUGCCACCCAUAGAGAUGUGGACGUUUUGCUGCUGCUUUCUAACUGUGCCUACUACGUAGCCUAUUAUGAUGAUGAAGUUGAUAAAGUGAAUCAGUACCAGAGACUAAGUCUUGAAGACCUCGAGAAGAUUGAAAUAGGCCCUGAACCAACUUUAUUUGGGAAGCCUAAGUUUUCCUGUAUGAGAAUGCAUUACAAAUACAAGGAAGCAACUGGUUAUUUCCACACACUUAGGGCAGCACUUCGCAAUCCUGAUGAAGACGGAAAAGAUACUCUUCAGUGCAUUGCAGAAAUGCUUCGUUUAACAAAGCAAGCCAUGGGACCAGAUUUACUAGUUGUGGAGAAAAAACUAGAAAGGAGGCACAGCAAACCACAUGAAAAUAUCAUUGAUAUCAGAUCCAAGCCACAGGGACCUACACAGAGCAAUGUUGGACUGAUCCAAGGAAAAAACUUUCUCAUAAACAAGUUUUCUUCUCUGAACCAGAAGGUGAAACAGACCAAAAACAAUGUUAACAUUGGAAGUUUACGAAACCUGGGGAAAAACUUUGGAAAACCAGACAUGAAAGUCAACUUUUUAAAGCCAAACUUGAAAGUAACUCCGUGGAAAUCAGAUAGUAGCUUAGAGACCAUGGAUAAUCCAACUGGUAACAUUAAAGACUGCUCAGAGUCUGACAUUGAAAUAUCUUCAGAUUCAGAGUCUUUCACUUCUGAUGACUUCCUUGCAAAAUCUGAUGAUGAGCGGCAGUUGACAGAUUCAUUAGAGAAUGUAGGGUCAGGGGAUUACGUUUUGCCAAGCUGUGGCAUCAUAGCCUCAGCUCCUCGAUUGAGUAGUCGAUCUCAAUCUGUUACUAGCACUGAAAUUUCUAUACACAUCCCACCAGAGACUUCUAUAUUUCAUGAUGAAAGUGAGCCUCAGGAGAAGACUACAGGCACAGAGACAUGUGCUGUAUCAUUUGAGAGUGAUAAGAUGCACUUUAGCACACCCAUAGAAGCAUAUUGCCACAUAUUUGUUCACGAAGCAGAAAACCAAAAUAAAGACAUUUCAGAUUCUGAUCCUGUAAUACUGCAACACCCAUCAGACCAGCAAGUCAGCUGUGUUGCUGAAACAAUAGAAAUGCAACCAGUAGCAAAAGACCAGCAACUUUCCAGGCCAUCCAAAUUGGAUGUGUCCUCUGCUACCUCAGACUCAAAUGUACCUGUGCAGCAAGUUUCUGUUAUUUCAUCCUGUCAGAAAAGUCCAGCACAGGUGUCUAGCUUACUUGAAGUGGAAAUUGGGAUGAAUGAUGCCCACUCCUCAGCUGAUGGAAGCACCAGUAGGGUAGUUUCACCUUUUGCAAAAAUUCGAAACUCGAUGGCCCAGGUGGCUAACAUAACUCAAGCUGGACUGACGCAAGGCAUCAGUUUUGCAGUGGCAAAGGUUCAGAAGAGCCCAGUACCAGAAACUUUAAAUGAAGCUCAGCAAAAUGAAAUUAAAGCAAUGUUUACACAGUGCCAGACUCGAAUAAUUCAAAUUUAAAUGCUGUUUUGUUUUAUGACUGUAUCUGGUUAUUUGUAGACACAUUCUUUGGAAAAAAAAUAUGUAGAAGCUCUUGUCAAAGAAAAUCAAAUGAAGCACUUGAGUAUCUUAACAUGGAUACAGUUGUUGUUUAUAGUGUUUAUAGACUAGACAAUUAACAUGGAUUAAAUCUGUGUUCAUUCACAGGAAACUGACAUAAACAGACCAAGGACUGCACUGAAUCACACGUGAACAGGUAGUGCAAGCACUGGUACUUACCUUAUAUUCAUAAAUAGAAUGCAAGUAAAAUACCUUGUAACUGCUAGAGGUGAUUCGGAAAAGCAAAUGUUUACGUAAUAUUUGUAAUUGGUCAGAUUGUAUUGUUUGCACAUUACCUGGGAACUGUCACCAUUCCAAUCUUCCAAGAACAGAUAUGUUCAGUGUAUACAAACACACUCAUACUUUACUGUUACUGACUGUACAUUUUUGCUUGAUAUUUUUUUAUGAGAUACAUAACAGAUGUAUUUUAGCACUUCAUUGGACCAGAAAAUGUGGUCUGCCAUACUUUUUAAGUUGGAUUCAAGUUGCAUAUUUUAUACUUCAUUGUUAUUGCAGCUCAAGAUGCUCUGUGUUCCCACAGAUAAUGGGUCUGUAUAGGUGCUGCUUCUGGGUUUGCGUCUUUUAAGUUAUUGUAAUGUAACCAGAUUAUCUUUAUGCUUGACUGUUCCUUUCUAAAGAAAGACUGUAAUAAGCAAAUGUGCAAUAGGUACGGUUAUUUUAUCAUGUGAUAUUUCUGAAUAUUGGGGAAAGCUUGUUUUACUAAGUUGGAAUUCUUUCUUGUAAGAACAGAGUUUAUCAGAAAAUAUUUAUUUCUUGAAUCAUGCCACUGUUUUUUUCUGUAUUGGCAGUUUUUUUCAUAACCAUAACUAUCAUAAU
Messenger RNA from Protopterus annectens (West African lungfish), 4143 nucleotides. RefSeq names its product inositol polyphosphate-5-phosphatase F (gene INPP5F). The transcript has 18 exons. Gene Ontology annotation, cellular component: early endosome; clathrin-coated endocytic vesicle. Gene Ontology annotation, molecular function: phosphatidylinositol-4-phosphate phosphatase activity. The record is from RefSeq and is a predicted model, not a curated record. NCBI's taxonomy places the organism in Eukaryota, Metazoa, Chordata, Ceratodontiformes, Protopteridae. The coding region runs from base 325 to 3228 and encodes 967 amino acids. Gene Ontology annotation, biological process: regulation of endocytic recycling; phosphatidylinositol dephosphorylation.